Penicillium subrubescens is the source of this 5043-nucleotide messenger RNA. It is a transcript of the gene ino80, whose product is annotated as chromatin-remodeling ATPase INO80. The coding region runs from base 1 to 5043 and encodes 1680 amino acids. Gene Ontology annotation, cellular component: nucleus; Ino80 complex. Gene Ontology annotation, biological process: DNA-templated transcription; chromatin remodeling; DNA repair. The record is from RefSeq and is a predicted model, not a curated record. The transcript has 4 exons. Gene Ontology annotation, molecular function: ATP binding; DNA binding; ATP-dependent chromatin remodeler activity. NCBI's taxonomy places the organism in Eukaryota, Fungi, Ascomycota, Eurotiomycetes, Eurotiales, Aspergillaceae.
AUGACAGGCGCUCCGCCAUACAACGCCCAGUCCCCGACUCAGCAGCACCGGUUCGCUGCCUACGAAUCCCCGACCAAGAACCGUCCUUUCUUUCCCAACAAUGACCAGCCGCAGGGACAGCCGCAGCAACAACAAUUCUCCCAGCAUCCUCCCCAGACACCCCCGGCCUUCGGUCCAUCCUCCGUUCCGCGGAGCCCGCACUUUUCGCACGCGUCCUCGCCGCUACCUUCGACCCUGCCACCGCCCUUGAAUGGGACCGCACCACCUCCACAUUCGUCCCACUCGGAGACUUCAUCACAAUACCCCGGUCCUUCGGGAAGUGCGAAUCCAGGACUGCCACUUCCGCGUCCCUUUUCGAGCUCUGUGAUGUCUGGCAAUGGCACUUCGCCCUAUGGGCCUUCAACGCCGCAUGGCCAUCCUUCGAGCCGGCCGGAUAGUCAUUCCCAGUCUCCCACUCGCGAGUCCAAAUCACCAUAUCGGGUGAGAGGCAAUGGCGUCGGGUAUGGACCGUCGGCCCCAAAGGCAGCAUCUCCUCCCCGGGAAUCGAAACCCACACGCGCUGCCGAUCCCAUGUCCUUCGCGAGCAUCCUUUCAGGCCCUACCGAAGAACAGCCUGCUAGAAAAUCGACUCCUCCGCCUGCUGCUGCCACGCCCCAACCCCCGAUCCGAGCCAAGUCUGACAGCCGCCCACCCGAAGCCGGCCCAGUCCCGGGCACAUUUCAGCAUAAAUCGGACAAAGGACCGGUAGCUGAAAAGCCCCAUCCAGAGCCACCAAAGGGGAUCUUCACACCCAAUGGGCUGUCCAAGCCAGCACCAGAGCUGGCGAGCGUGGCGGCACGCGCCCCACAAAGGAAACCCUUCCCCCCUGGCGUUGACGCCGAGCAAGUCAACCGUGCCAUGCUGGACAUUGACAACGGUGAGAAGAGUGAUGUUGAAGGUCCUGGCUUUGAGGAAGACAUGCAGCUCUACAUGGAAAAGGGUCGGAAACGAUUGAUGGAGAGCUAUCGGACCGAACAAGCCUCUCGCAAGCGUCGGCGCAAUAACAUACUAAACGAGCUGGCUCGAUCGUUUGAGAAGCACGCCAUUCUAGGUGGAGAGCGGUUCCGGAUCAACAAUGAAAGCUCUGUCAUUGCGGAAGUCCAGCAGAAAGAGAUUCAGGAUGAGAAGGAGCGCAAGAAGGACAUGCAACGGAAACGCCGCCGCGAGAACACCGUCCGCUUGGAGAUGCAGAAGAAGCUGGAGGCUGAGCGCAAGGCUGACAAGGCUCAGGACUCUGCGGAGAAGGCCAAGUUCCUGCGCGAGGCGGAACGUGCUCAGAAGAAAAUUCGCUCGACCAAGCGUGCUCUUGAGGGUGGGAGUGCCCAGGACGAGCUUGGUGAGGUCACCCCCUUGGCACCUAAUCUCGAGGGAGGCACCACAAGCUCAUUCCAUAUCGGUCGCGGGUCACCUUCGCGUCGCAAGUCUGGACGCGCUGGUCCCAUCACUCGGCCUAAGAAGUCUAAGGAGCAGAAGCAGGCCGAGAAGGAUGCUGCCGAGAAUGCUUACUUGGCCGGUCUGGACGAUGAAUCCAUCUAUCUCACGCCACGCGAUACGACGAAGAAAGACGGCAAGUCCAAGGAGGGUACUCCGAUUCUUCAUUUGCACUACGACAGCAAGGGCUACAACCAGAUCUACGAGCAAAUCUGGCGCGACAUUGCCCGUAAGGACAUUCCCAAAGUGUACCGAAUCAAGACCACGUCCCUUUCUACCCGUCAAGAAAAUCUGCGCAAAACUGCCCAGCUCGCGAGCAAGCAGUCCCGCAAGUGGCAAGAACGGACGAACAAGAGCACCAAGGAUACCCAAGCUCGUGCCAAGCGUACCAUGCGUGAGAUGAUGUCUUUCUGGAAGCGCAACGAGCGUGAAGAGCGUGACUUGCGCCGUUUGGCCGAGAAGCAGGAGCUGGAGUCGGCUAAGAAGGCUGAGGCUGAGCGUGAAGCCAACCGACAGAAGCGCAAGCUGAACUUCCUUAUCUCCCAGACUGAGCUGUACUCUCACUUCAUCGGUCGCAAGAUCAAGACUGCGGAAGCUGAAGCAAUCGGUGAUGGCAAUGUCGCUGGCAGCAACGAAACCAUUCAGCCUGGCAAGGCAGCACACACCGCCAACCUCCCCGACAGCGUCCCCAAUCCUAAUGCCAAGGUCACCAACUUUGAGGACCUGGACUUCGAUGCUGAGGAUGAGAGCGUUUUGCAGCAAGCUGCCAUGGCCAAUGCUCAGAAUGCUGUGCAGCAAGCCCAGGACCGUGCUCGUGCCUUCAACCAGCAAGGUGGAGAGGAUCAGAUGGCCGCCUUUGAUGAAGGAGAGAUGAACUUCCAGAACCCAACCAGUCUGGGUGAUAUUGAAAUUUCUCAGCCGACUAUGUUGACUGCUAAACUGAAGGAGUAUCAACUGAAGGGAUUAAACUGGCUCGUCAACUUGUACGAGCAGGGUAUCAACGGUAUCCUUGCAGACGAGAUGGGUCUCGGCAAGACCAUUCAGUCCAUUUCCGUCAUGGCCUAUCUGGCCGAGUUCCACAACAUCUGGGGUCCGUUUUUGGUCAUCGCGCCAGCAUCGACGCUGCACAAUUGGCAACAAGAAAUUGCCAAGUUCGUUCCGAACCUCAAAGUCUUGCCAUACUGGGGUAAUGCCAAGGAUCGUAAGAUUCUUCGCAAGUUCUGGGAUCGCAAGCAUAUCACCUACACUCGUGACUCUGAGUUCCAUGUCCUGGUCACCUCCUAUCAGCUGGUCGUGCUUGAUGCCCAGUACUUCCAAAAAGUCAAGUGGCAGUACAUGAUUCUAGACGAGGCCCAGGCCAUCAAGUCCUCUCAAAGUUCGCGUUGGAAGAAUCUAUUGGGUUUCUCCUGUCGUAACCGUCUUUUGCUGACUGGUACGCCCAUUCAAAACAACAUGCAAGAGCUUUGGGCCUUGCUGCAUUUCAUUAUGCCUACUUUGUUCGAUUCCCAUGACGAGUUUAGUGAAUGGUUCUCGAAAGAUAUCGAGUCUCAUGCUCAAAGUAACACGAAACUGAACGAGGAUCAGCUCAAGCGUCUGCAUAUGAUUCUGAAACCGUUCAUGCUUCGUCGUGUCAAGAAGCAUGUGCAACAAGAACUGGGUGACAAGGUCGAGAAGGACAUCUUCUGUGACCUCACCUACCGCCAGCGUGCCCUCUAUGCCAACCUGCGGAACCGUGUCAGCAUCAUCGACCUCAUUGAGAAGGCCGCCGUUGGUGACGACAGUGAUAGCACGACCCUGAUGAACUUGGUCAUGCAGUUCCGUAAGGUCUGCAACCAUCCCGAUCUGUUUGAGCGUGCCGAAACCCGAUCACCUUUCUCUGUCGGAGCCUUUGCGGAGUGUGCCUCCUUUGUUCGUGAAGGAUACUUUGUCGACUUCAAGUAUUCCACCAGAAACCGUAUCGAGUACCAGUUGCCUCGACUAUUGUGUAGCCCUGAGGCCCGUGUGGAUGUAGCAGGGCCUGGCAAUGAUCGUGCUGGAUUCCGAGGGAAAUACUUGUCAAACUUGAUGAACAUUUGGAACACUGAGAACAUUCAUGAGAGCUCCCGUGAGAACGGGGCGUUUUCAUUCUUGCGAUUUGUCGAUACAUCUGCCGGAGAAGCCAGUGAAUAUUCGCGUCUCGGUGUUUACGAGCGCGCGACUCUGCGUUCCGACAAACCCAACCGACUUUCCCGCCUGAACGUCGUGUACGGUGACAAGGAAAAUGAGUCUGAUGGCAAGUCAGUGUGGGCUCAGUCCAUGCUGAAUAUUGUUGAACGUAACAACCGUGCCGCGCUUAACGAGAUCACCCCCGAGGGCCGGAUGCGCAACCUGAUGAAUGUUUCACGUUCGGCGUUCGAGGAUCAAGGUCUCAACCUGAUCGAACCCUGCGCUUCUCCUGCUGCCUCGGCGCCUCCGAUCACGCUCUCUUGCUCCGGCCAAGAGGCUACUCGCGAAACUCAACGUACUCUGUUCAACCCAGUUGUCCGGUCGACAUUGUACGGCAACCGUACCCGACAAGUUGAGGAACAGAUUUUGUUACACAAGGUCGAUCCUACGCCAUAUUCAAAGGCGCCAAUGCUCCCAGGGCCGAUGUCACUUAAGUCUCGCUACACUCACAUCGAGGUUCCAUCUAUGCGACGGUUCGUCACGGAUUCGGGCAAGCUUGCCAAACUGGACCAGCUUCUCCGCGAGCUCAAGCCCGGUGGUCACCGUGUUCUGCUGUACUUCCAGAUGACACGCAUGAUCGACUUGAUGGAGGAGUACUUGACAUACAGAAACUACAAGUACUGCCGACUAGACGGAAGCACGAAGCUGGAGGAUCGUCGCGAUACCGUCGCUGACUUCCAGUCCAACCCCGAAAUUUUCGUGUUCCUGCUGUCUACCCGUGCCGGUGGUCUUGGUAUCAACUUGACAGCUGCCGAUACCGUCAUCUUCUACGAUUCUGAUUGGAAUCCGACUAUCGAUUCCCAGGCCAUGGAUCGAGCCCAUCGUCUCGGACAGACCCGCCAGGUUACCGUCUACCGUCUCAUUACUCGUGGAACAAUUGAAGAGCGGAUUCGUAAGCGUGCCUUGCAGAAGGAGGAGGUGCAGCGUGUCGUUAUUUCCGGCGGUGCUGCCGGCGGUGUCGACUUCAACACUCGCGCUCGUGAGAAUCGCACCAAGGACAUUGCCAUGUGGCUUGCCGAUGACGAUGAGGCGGAGCUCAUCGAACAGAAGGAGAAGGAGGCGCUUGAGCGAGGAGAGGCCUUUGGUGCUACCAAGGGCGGCAAGAAGGCUACGCAGAAGCGGAAGCGUGAGCUCACGAUGGAUGAUAUGUAUCAUGAAGGCGAGGGUAACUUUGACGAUGCCAGCGCCAAGCCGUCAGGCACUGCGACCCCCAUGUCGGACAAUCUCGAUACACCACCCACCGCUACUUCGGUCACCCCAGCGAAGCGCGGUCGUGGUCGUGGCGGGGGCAAAGCAGGUUCAUCCAAACGUGCGAAGACCAUGAAGGAACGGCUUCGAUUAAUCGACGGCGACGGCGGACUCGCUUAA